Messenger RNA from Pyrenophora tritici-repentis Pt-1C-BFP, 2373 nucleotides. Lineage: Eukaryota; Fungi; Ascomycota; Dothideomycetes; Pleosporales; Pleosporaceae. The record is from RefSeq and is a predicted model, not a curated record.
AUGCUCCCUUUGCCAGGCCCUCGCGCCUUCCUCACGACAACAUGCGCCUUCCUCGCCGCCACGCUGUUUAUGCCAAGCCACGCCGACUAUGUCCAGAAGAACAUCACCAAGACGCCUAACUUCAAGCUGCUGCCGGAUGUCGCUUCGGUACCCGCGCCUGUCUCGGUCGCGCCAGAUCAGAGCUGGAUGGGCAUUGAUGGCGCAUGGAACACGUUCAGUCUGCUCGUAGGGGACCCCCCGCAGAGUGUACGCGUACUCGUCUCGACCGCCAGCCAGCAGAUAUGGGUAAUCAACCGCAUGGCCUGUAUCGCAAACAUCACUGAUCCAACCACGGGCGCCGUAACCGCCCUCGACGUCUUCGACUCCGACUGCGAGAACAGUCGUGGCUUCCUGUACAAUACAACCACCUCACACCUAUGGCACCAGAAGGGCUUCUACCAGCUGUGGAUAGAGAAGAACCUGGGACUUGUUGGAAAUGGACUGUAUGGAUUCGAUUCGGUGGGUCUGGGGAAUGCAGGCAGCGAGGGCCCCUACGUAGCCAACUCCACGGUUGGCACUCUCGUCACGCCAAACUUCUGGCUCGGCCACAUCGGCGUGCAUCCCAAGCCUACCAAUUUCAGUGCCUUUGAAGAUCCUGUCCCCAGCUACCUGUCCGACCUCUUUGCGCAGAAGAACAUACCUAGUCUGUCGUUCGGUUACACAGCUGGUGCCCAGUAUCAUGAUCAGACGAUCCUCGGAAGCCUUACACUUGGCGGCUACGAUGCCUCUCGCCUUAUUCCCAAUGAUCUCACCUUCAUCUUUGCACCUGACAACGAGCGCGACCUCGUCGUUGGCCUUGUUGGUCUUGAGGCCAGCACCUCUACGCAGCCGCACAUCGACCUCCUCAAGAAGAACAAUGUGGACCUUUAUAUCGACACCACCAUUGCAGAGCUAUAUUUUCCUGUCGAGAUAUGCAAAGCUUUCGAAGAUGCCUUUGGACUGCAAUACAACGCAGCCACCGGUCUAUACCUCGUCAGCCACACCCUUCACCAGACUCUUUUGGCCCAAAACCCAAGUAUCAAACUUACACUUGGCCAAAAAUACAGCACGGAUGCUACUGUGCAAAUCACAUUGCCCUAUGCUGCAUUUGAUCUCGAAGCAUCACCACCUUACAGAGGACUAACAAGCAAGACGAAGCAGGACUUUCUACAGGAAGCCUACUUGACUGUUGACUGGGAGCGUCAAAACUUUUCAGUGUCCGCGAUUGACUGGACAUUUGGCAAAGCACCAGAUAUCCUCCCCAUUGUCUCGCCCGACUAUGCGAUCCCACAUGCCACCGCUGCUAAAAAGAACCCUUUAGCAUCAGCAGCGGUCAUCGGGAUUGCAGUUGGAGCCGGCUUCCUGUUCGCACUAAUCGUGUGUGGCAUUGGAUGGUGUUUCUGGCGAAGGCGGCACAACCGCAAACUAGAGGCGAUCAAGGCCAAGUACGAAGCCGAAGUUGCUGCGGCUGCCGCCAGUAAGAUGGACCUGCCCAAGCCCGAAGAGCCCCCGAUUUCACCGAUACGCGAGCGGGAGAGGGACAGUGCAGAAGGGAGGAUGGUCUUUCCCAAAGCCGAACUGCCGGGCAGCUCGACUAUGCAUUAUGAAUCGAAUUGGUGUGCUAGGGAUAAGGGGGCCAUUACUAUCAACGAAGCAGACGGAACUGAACGCCAAAUUUACGAGAUGCCCGGCGAUAUGCCGAUGCUCCAGGAAGCAGGCGGCCGUGAACUUUCGGAGAAGGAAUCUAUGGUGGUGCGGGAGAGGAGAUACAACGGCGUCGACCCGACGGGUGCGCCUGAUGUGUUGCCAACAGCACAGGAUGGGUCACGCAGAAUUGCACCCAUCUCGGCCUCGGAGGUGUCGAUGGUGAGCGGUCGGCUUCCCACGGACAACGUAUCGCCCGUGACGCCGCGCAUGCCUAGAGAUGGUGCCUUCUUGGAGGCAUCGGACACAUUUUUCCAACUACCGCCAUAUCGCGCACAAGAAGCAAGACUGACGGAUGCGGACGACGAGGCACUUUCGCCCAUCUCGCCACUGGAAGGGUCCACAGACACGUCCAGAAGGCGGUUUUCUUACGAGUCUUGAGGGUAAAAGGUUGAUUAUGGGGCGACAUGACGACUGGCAUUUACAUUGUUUGGCGUAACUGGCGGGGGUCUGUUUACCAUGGAUCAGGCGUUUGGGAUGUGAUACCUCAGAAUCCUGCACGUGCAGGUGGAAUACCCCAUCUAGACAGUCGCGCGUGAAGUACACACGUCGAGCCACGUUUUCUUAGUGUUUAUACCGUAUACGCCCUUGGCACAUACACGUACAUAGCGCAGUAGUCAGAUUUUAACUACAAUGCAUAUGAUAAGCUUC